AUGUGUAUAUUUAUCCAAGGCCCGAGCGAAGGCCGGUGUCUCACUUGGGCCGGCCCAACGAUUUGUUCUAUUAAAGCUCUGGUCCCUGCUCCUGCAAUUAUUCGCCGUUCGGGAUUUUGGUGGUGGCGGCCGACAGCCUUCGGAGCAGCACGCACGUACUACUUCGCGUCCCCCAUGGCAGCCGCAUUUGCGAGGAGCCCUGGUUCUCCUGCGGCAUUCUCUGCUGGAUCCCCCAGGCCUACUCUCAAGAGGGUCGGCACCCACAACGGCAGCUUCCACUGCGAUGAGGCCCUGGGAUGCUUCAUCAUCCGCCUCACCGACAAGUUCUCUGGUGCCGAGAUUGUACGAACAAGAGAUCCCCAGCACCUUGAAACCCUUGAUGCAGUGCUUGAUGUUGGCGGUGUAUAUGAUCCUAGCCGAGACCGUUAUGAUCAUCACCAAAAAGGAUUUCAGGAAAUUUUUGGCUACGGGUUCAGCACCAAGCUUAGUAGCGCUGGGCUUGUCUAUAAGCAUUAUGGAAAGGAGAUAAUUGCUAAGGAGCUUCAGCUUGAUGAGGGACAUAUAAAUGUACAACGACUAUACCUUGCUGUUUACAAAAGCUUUAUUGAGGCAAUUGAUGCUGUUGAUAAUGGGAUCAACCAGUACGACACUGAUCAGCCUCCAAAAUAUGUGAAUAAUACACAUUUGUCUUCAAGAGUUGGUCAUUUAAAUUUGGACUGGAUGGAUCUUGAUCAAUCUUCUGAGAAGGAAAAUGAAGCCUUUCAGCAGGCAAUGAUACUUGCUGGUGGAGAAUUCUUGGAUAGUGUAAGGUUUCAUGCUAGAUCAUGGUUACCUGCAAGAUCCAUAGUUGCUGAAUGUCUAGCUACAAGAGGAAAUGCUGAUCCAAGUGGUGAAAUUAUGGUUUUGGAUAGAUUUUGCCCGUGGAAACUUCAUUUGUUUGAGCUUGAAGAGGAUCUUAAAAUCGUACCUCUUGUUAAGUAUGUUCUUUAUCAGGAUGAAAGGAGUGGAAGUUGGAGAGUGCAAGCUGUGUCAGUUUCUCCUGACAGGUUCGAGAGCAGAAAGCCUCUUCCACUAGCUUGGAGGGGCUUGAGAGAUCAAGAACUUUCAGAUAAGUCUGGUAUUCCUGGAUGUGUUUUUGUUCAUAUCAGUGGAUUCAUUGGUGGAAAUCAAACUUAUCACGGAGCCUUGGCUAUGGCAAAAGGGGCUCUCACAUCAUGAUUCUUGUCCCUGAUCUCAAUCUCAUCUUCUUUGGAACUUUUAUCUAGAAUUUGUUACACACCAAGUGGUAGAACGUAGACAUUAUAUAAUGCAUGAGUUUCUUUGAGAUCCCUUAACAUGUAUUUAUUGAGCAGAUUAUUUUCAGAUUUUGUUCAAUCUUGUAAAAUUGUUCUCUGCUAUAGCACAUAUCAAUUAGCCAUGGUUACCUGAUUUGUUC
Zingiber officinale is the source of this 1435-nucleotide messenger RNA. Its product is annotated as MYG1 protein-like. Gene Ontology annotation, cellular component: nucleus; cytoplasm. The record is from RefSeq and is a predicted model, not a curated record. The coding region runs from base 1 to 1218 and encodes 405 amino acids. Lineage: Eukaryota; Viridiplantae; Streptophyta; Magnoliopsida; Zingiberales; Zingiberaceae. The transcript is spliced from 8 exons.